Onychostruthus taczanowskii (white-rumped snowfinch) is the source of this 2487-nucleotide messenger RNA. RefSeq names its product S-adenosyl-L-methionine-dependent tRNA 4-demethylwyosine synthase TYW1-like. The record is from RefSeq and is a predicted model, not a curated record. The transcript has 17 exons. The coding region runs from base 157 to 2304 and encodes 715 amino acids. Gene Ontology annotation, biological process: wybutosine biosynthetic process. Lineage: Eukaryota; Metazoa; Chordata; Aves; Passeriformes; Passeridae. Gene Ontology annotation, molecular function: 4 iron, 4 sulfur cluster binding; FMN binding; catalytic activity.
GCGGCGCAUGGCGGCCUGAGGGGAACCGGGCGGGAGCGGGAGCUGCCCUAGCAAGGAAAAACCCCGAGUUUCCCUCUGACAGUAUGGAAUGCUAGCUUGGAGCUCAUCUGACACACCUGAGGAGGAACCUGUGACAUUCCAGCUUUAGAUGUCUCAAUGGAUAUGUGGAGCUACUUCCAUACUUGCCUGGUGUCCAUAUGGCUGCACAGAUUUUACAUCUAUUCUGCUAUUGCUUUUGGGAUCAGCCUUUGGAUUGUCAUUCAUUUCACCACCACCAGAACCAAAAGGAAGGGUGAGAAAUCCCAUGAGAAUCCCUCUUCCCCCGAGGGAACAUCAGACAAAAUGGGAAAUGGAUGUGCCCCCCGUCAGGUGCAGAGGGUCCAUGUUGCUGGAGUGAAGAUUUUCUAUGGCUCUCAGACUGGCACAGCAAAGAGAUUUGCCAAAGCUCUGGCUGAAGCUGUUACUUCCCUUAAUUUGCCUGUGGAAGUCAUUAACAUGGGAGACUAUGAUCCAGAAGAUGGGUUAGUAGAGGAGACAAGCAGCAGGAACAUCUGUGUGUUCCUGGUGGCCACCUACACCGAGGGGCAGCCUCCGGAGAGCGCAGCCUGGUUCUGCAAGUGGCUGGAAGAGGCAGCCAGUGACUUCCGUGUUGGGAAAAGCUUCCUGCAGGGCCUGAGAUAUGCCGUGUUCGGGCUGGGGAACUCGGCCUAUGUGGAUCACUACAACACAGUUGGAAGGAGGAUGGACAGGUGGCUGUGGAUGCUCAGUGCCAGCAGGAUCAUGGCUCGGGCUGAGGGGGACAGCAAUGUGGCCCAGAGCAAGCACGGCAGCAUCGAGGCUGACUUUGAGGCCUGGAAAGCCAAAUUCCUCAUUCGACUCCAGGCGCUCUGCAGAGGGGAAAAGAAGCCCUGCAGGGGGAAGUGCAAGAAGGGGAAGUGCAAAUCUUCAGGGAAGCAGAGCAAGGAAAGCUCGGACCAUGACCAUGGGACGUCAGAACAGGACAAUACUGAGGCAGAGGAAUUGUUUGAAACCAGUAGUGAGGAGGAAACUGGAAGUACAGAUUCCGUCAUUGAUGUUGAAGAUCUUGGCAAUAUCAUGGGCCGCAUGAAGAAAGCAAAGAGAGAGCAGGAGCUGCAGGAAGGAGCUGCUGGAGCUGAGAGGAGAGAGAUGAUCACCCCGGCCCUGAGGGAGGCACUCACUAAACAAGGAUAUAAACUCAUUGGGAGCCAUUCUGGGGUGAAGCUCUGCCGAUGGACAAAGUCGAUGCUGCGGGGCCGUGGGGGCUGCUACAAGCACACCUUCUAUGGCAUUGAGAGCCAUCGCUGCAUGGAGGCCACCCCCAGCCUGGCCUGUGCCAACAAGUGUGUCUUCUGCUGGAGACACCACACGAACCCUGUGGGCACCGAGUGGCGGUGGAAGAUGGACCAGCCUGAAGUGAUCCUGCAGGAGGCCCUCGAGAAGCACCAGAACAUGAUCAGGCAGUUCAAAGGCGUGUCAGGAGUGAAGGCAGCUCGGCUGGAGGAAGCUCUGGCAGUGAAGCACUGUGCCCUGUCCCUGGUGGGGGAGCCCAUCAUGUACCCACACAUCAACCACUUUGUGAGGCUCCUGCACCAGCACGGCAUCUCCACCUUCCUGGUCACCAACGCCCAGUUCCCUGAGGAGAUCAGGAGGCUGGAGCCUGUGACCCAGCUCUACGUCAGUGUGGAUGCCAGCACCAAGGAGAGCCUGAGGAGGAUUGACAGACCCCUCUUCAAGGACUUCUGGCAGAGGUUUCUAGACAGCUUAAAGGCCUUAGCUGAAAAGCAACAACGCACUGUUUAUAGGCUGACCCUGGUGAAAGCUUGGAACGUGGAUGAACUCAAAGCUUAUGCUGACCUGAUAUCCCUCGGGAAACCAGACUUCAUUGAGGUCAAGGGUGUGACCUACUGCGGAGAGAGCUCUGCCAGCAGCCUGACCAUGGCCAACGUGCCGUGGCACGGGGAGGUGGUGAGCUUCGUGCAGGAGCUGGCGCGGCUGCUCCCAGAGUACGGCAUCGCCUGCGAGCACGAGCACUCCAACUGCCUGCUGCUGGCCCACAGCAAGUUCCAGGUGGAUGGCGAGUGGAGGACCUGGAUCGACUACGGCCGUUUCCAGGAGCUGGUCAGGGAGCACGAGCGCAGCGGUGGCUCCAGGACCUUCACAGCAGCUGAGUACACAGCCAGAACUCCUCCCUGGGCCCUCUUUGGGGCCAGAGAACGGGGAUUCGACCCCUUGGAUGUGAGAUUCCAGCGGAAGAACAAGGCACGGGACACCUCGGGUUGCUGAGGGCUGGGCUCCCGCACCCUGGGCUUCCCAGGACUCCCAUUUCAGGCUGCCACCCGUUCUGGAUCCACCCACCUGGAUUAUCUUGAUGUUUGGGAAGGGGGUCCAGCCUGGAUUUUACCCUUCCCUCCUGUUUCUUGGGCUUCCUGGAUGAAAAUACUGAUAAUGUUCUUCUCUUGCGAUGAA